GCUGAUGCGCUAGGAUAUGUGACUCGGUCGUUUUUCUUCCUACGACCGCCACCCUCCAAACCGCUAGAACACUCAGCCUCCUCCACGGGCUUCAUGGGCGGCGUUCGAAAGCCUACCGUGCUGAUCUUGGGCGCUGGACGUAAUAUUGGUAUCAUUGCCGUCAAAGAGUUUCUUGAUAGAGGCUGGAAUGUCGUGGUGGGCAACCGAAGUCCACGUUGGCUAGAGGCCGAGGAAUUAGGGUAUCGGACGUUUUUCAUAGAGCUGACGAGCUCCGGAUCUGUGAUGGGCACGCUUGAUAAUGCGUUUUUCGCCAAGGAUUUGCCUAAUGUGAUUAUUUAUAAUGGUGUUGUUGAACAGGAAAUUGAAGCACCGACGAAGUACGGAGAUCCGCUCUCCAUUUCUUUGUCCAACAUGCAAAUAUGCCAGGAGAUAGGUUUCUAUUCCAUGUUUGAAACAGCUCGUUGGGCAAUGAAAAGCUUCGCCAAAAUCCCCGAUCAAAAGCGGGUUUUCAUGGCCACGGGUCAUGCUGAUUCUAUCUCCAAAGCGAGGACAGAAGAACUCGGAGUCGCACUUGCCAAAGUCCAACAACGUUAUUUUAUGGACUAUUUGAGCCAAGUGUUCAAAGAUACGGGAGUCCAAUUCUACUUUCCAUCCCAGGUUUUAUCAAGAACACAAAUGGUCUUUCCGGGUUACAAACUAUCCGGAGCCGGCCAUGCAAUCGCUUUUUACAAACUGGCGAAUUUCACCACUCAGGGACCUUGGGAUAUUCGCUUCCUGAAAGAUGGGACAUUCCUAGAAGGUUACGAUAUAUAUAUCACGGAUUGCAGGCAAAGGCCUUCCGAUCAAACCGGGCAAAGAUUAGUAAUGCAACAAGGCUGAACCACUGGUUCCGAAGUCUUUGAAUAUGAAGGCAUACGCGGGAAUAAGAGAUCAACAGAGGGGGAAACAGAAUGUGUUUUCAGCAAUUCCGUUCUC
Messenger RNA from Cantharellus anzutake, 975 nucleotides. RefSeq lists its product as uncharacterized. The coding region runs from base 94 to 879 and encodes 261 amino acids. NCBI's taxonomy places the organism in Eukaryota, Fungi, Basidiomycota, Agaricomycetes, Cantharellales, Hydnaceae. The transcript is spliced from 7 exons. The record is from RefSeq and is a predicted model, not a curated record.